Molecule: messenger RNA, 942 nt
Organism: Mucor velutinosus
Lineage: Eukaryota; Fungi; Mucoromycota; Mucoromycetes; Mucorales; Mucoraceae
Exons: 5
Coding region: 1-942 (313 amino acids)
Biological process (GO): fatty acid beta-oxidation
Cellular component (GO): peroxisome
Molecular function (GO): enoyl-CoA hydratase activity; 17-beta-hydroxysteroid dehydrogenase (NAD+) activity; (3S)-3-hydroxyacyl-CoA dehydrogenase (NAD+) activity
Source: RefSeq, a predicted model, not a curated record
AUGCCUGAAGGAUACAAAGUCGAUGUAUCAAAAGCCGCUGGCCACGUCUAUCCAGCAGAAUCCGUAGCUUGCACACGCCGUGAUUUCUUGUUGUAUGCUUUAUCCGUUGGUGUACCUGAAGACGACCUUCAAUGGUUGUAUGAACUCGAUAUCGACUUUGGGCCAUUGCCCACCUAUCCUCUCUGUCUUUUAUUAAAGGGAGAUGAUUGGGAUGUCAAUUCAUUCAUGGAGAGAUGGACCUCAGGAGGACCUUUGCCGGGUGUACCAAGCUACGAUUUCAACAAAAUUGUCCACGGAGAACAAUCAUUUGAAGCAUUGAUACCCUUCCCUGCUGAGGGAGGUCGUUUCAAAUCUGUCAAAACAUGUGUUGGUGUGUAUGAUAAAGGAUCAGGCAUGGUCAUUGAUUCUGUUGUCGACCUCUAUGGAGAGGAAGAUGGUGUUCAUUAUUGUCGAAUGGGAACAAAGAUGUUUGUCAGAGGAUACGGUGGUUGGAAUGGUCCCAAAGGUCCUAAAGGCAUCACAUACAAUCCUCCCAGUCGCGAACCAGAUGUGAUUGAUUCUUUCAAAACAGCUCCAAAUCAAGCUCUUUUAUACCGUUUAUCAGGUGAUUUCAAUCCUUUGCAUGCGGAUGUUCAUUUAGCACCCACUGUCGGCUUCCCUAAACCUAUCUUACACGGUCUCUGCUCCUACGGUAAAUGUGGACAUGCCGUUGUGAAGCAUUUUGGCGGCAAUGACCGUACUCGUUUCAAGUCUAUUGAGGCUCGAUUUGCUCAACCUGUCUUUCCCGGUGAGACAAUCGAGGUAUUGAUGUGGAAGACACCAAGCAACGAUCCCAAGGCUGAAGCCGUUACUUUUCAAGCUCGUGUCAAGGAGAGAAAUGUAUUGGUUUUGACAAACGGUUACGCCACUCUUCACAAAGAUACAAAUAAUGCCAAGUUGUAA